CCUGAAUCCUGGGCAAGGAUGAGGGGGAGGGAGACGAGAAAGUGAGAAGGAAGCGUGCUUGGGAUGGCAGGAGAUCCGGAUGGAUGAUGAUAACCAGAGCGUCUCUGACCACACAAUUGGCAAAGACCUCCAGAACGCGAGGACAGGUCAAAGGCAUUCCCCUACCUUGCAUGACUUACUGCAGAAACAGAGGGAUGAGGACUCGCCUAGGUUGCCUGUCUCACAAAUCAGACUCAUGCAGCGACUUCACAGCUAUCCUCCUGGACAAACCCAACCGGGCUUUGAAAAGGUUAUCAACGGAAGAAACUACAAGAUGGGCAGAUUCUUUUGAUGUUCUCCUGUCCCACAAAUAUGGAGUGGCUGCAUUUCGCGCCUUCCUGAAGACAGAAUUUAGUGAGGAGAACCUGGAAUUUUGGCUGGCCUGUGAGGAGUUCAAAAAGACACGGUCAACUGCCAAACUGGCUUCCAAGGCCCAGAGGAUUUUUGAAGAAUUCGUUGAUGUGCAAGCACCGCGAGAGGUGAAUAUAGACUUCCAGACACGGGAAGUGACAAGAAGGAACAUACAAGAGCCGUCGCCAUCCUGCUUUGACCAGGCCCAGGGGAAAAUCCACAGCCUUAUGGAAAAAGACUCUUACCCCAGGUUCCUGAGGUCCAAAAUUUACACAGACCUGCUGUCUCAAACCCAGAGAAGGCUCAGCUAGGGCAGGGAGGAGGGGGGACCCCCCCCUUAGACACCGUGAGCUUCCUGCACCAGCCAAAUCCAUUCCCAUCUGUGAAAUUUCAUUGGUGUUGUCACAACAGAAGAACUGAAAGAGGGAAAGAAAGAAGCAUGGAGAGGCAAGGGAAGGGCAUGUGUGGAAAACACGUUGCAGCAGGAGUCCCACGCUCUUUUUGGAUUCCAGUUUGUGCGUUGGCAUACCUGUGUGUUUAAAAAAUACCUGUACACGUAAGACCCACCGAAGCUGAUGCUCUUCCUCAGGAGCAUAAAGUCUGGUCUAUGUUUCACGCUGAAUUCACUUAACACAAAGGUGGGCUUCCUGAAGCGUUUCUGCACCAGGCUUGUCUGUAAAUAAUGCUCUGUACUGGGCAGCCAAAGCUGAUCCUGAACGAGUAGAGCUGCAGGAUCAGGCUCUUGUGUUGCCAGAGAGCCCCAGGAAAAAUGGCCAGAAGUUUCCGGCACCAGGCCGAGAGGACAGGCCAAGGCACAGUCUUACACUAAUCAGAAUCAAAGCUGAGGGGAAGCAUGAAGAAGGGAGGUGGCAGGUGCAUAGGGCUGCCAACCUCCAGGUGGGACCUGCAGAUGUUUCGGAAUCACAACUGACCUCUGGA
This is a messenger RNA of Gekko japonicus, 1329 nucleotides long. RefSeq names its product regulator of G-protein signaling 8 (gene RGS8). The record is from RefSeq and is a predicted model, not a curated record. The coding region runs from base 84 to 701 and encodes 205 amino acids. NCBI's taxonomy places the organism in Eukaryota, Metazoa, Chordata, Lepidosauria, Squamata, Gekkonidae. The transcript is spliced from 6 exons.